Necator americanus (New World hookworm) is the source of this 615-nucleotide messenger RNA. RefSeq lists its product as uncharacterized. The coding region runs from base 1 to 615 and encodes 204 amino acids. The record is from RefSeq and is a predicted model, not a curated record. NCBI's taxonomy places the organism in Eukaryota, Metazoa, Nematoda, Chromadorea, Rhabditida, Ancylostomatidae. The transcript has a single exon.
AUGACAGUCUACACCGUAAACACUUCUUCAAACAACGACCCUCUACAGUCUUGGGAAGAUUUUUGCACACUCGAAACAAACGGAGUAGAACAAUUCGAGGGACCACUGCCCAAAGAACGUCAAAUAACAGACGCAACGGUUUUGAAAACCUUCGGACAAACGAUCGAACGAAAACAAGACGGCUACUGCGUGCGCCUCCCAUGGGAAAAAGAAUUUGUGCAAUUCCCGGACAACAAAGAACUCGCCGUGCGCCAACUGCAAUUUUUCAUGGCAAGAAUGAAAUCUAAUCCUACAGCAACAGCAAUAGCAGCAAUGGUUCAGCAAAUGCACGAAUCACAAUCAGCUUUACCAACGAAGAAGUUGACGAAAACAAGAAACCUGAUGAUGGAGAUGUUAUACACUACACUACCUGGUCCAUCGAGCUGCUAUAACCCACACAAAAGCACGAUCAAACUACGAAUCGUUUUCGAUGCUUCUGCGCACCUGAAUAACCUCCCAUCACUUAACGAAGUACUUCAUCGAGGACCUGUAGUGCUCCCUAAGCUUUGCGACAUUCUACGAGUCAUAAUCGGAAAUAUCGCAAUCACCAGUGAUGUCGAAAGGGCAUUCCACUAA